Messenger RNA from Psylliodes chrysocephalus, 1881 nucleotides. NCBI's taxonomy places the organism in Eukaryota, Metazoa, Arthropoda, Insecta, Coleoptera, Chrysomelidae. The record is from the annotation of a GenBank genome assembly.
AUGCUCUCAAACCGUUUGUUAAGUCGUUUAAAUAGGUGUCAAAUAAAGAGUCAAUUAGAACAAUGGAUCUCAAUUCAUACUUUAAGGAUCUCCGGAUUUCAUAGCAAUAGAAAAAAAAAUGAUUUCGACCAAUCGAGGAGUGUCACUAGGAAACAAAGACGAGAUUAUUCUUUUAUCCAUGAUACAAGCUACCUCUUUUACGGACAAGACUAUGAAACUGAUGUGGCCUUGUUUGAAAUGUUUAAAAACCAAGAGACAGGAUUGCUGCAUAUUGGGAAAUUCUUGUCGGCGGUAAAAGCUACAGGCCUCAGAAAGACUGAUCCCAGGUUGCAAGAAAUGAUGGACAAUCUGAAGAAAAUGUCCAAAACCAAAUCUGAUGGCAAUGAUGUUGAUACUCAAAAGUUAAAUUUAGAACAGUUCAAAAGUAUAGUACAACCAAAUAUUGGACUUCUGUCUAUGGCUUUUAGACACCAGUUCAUAAUUCCAGAAUUUCAAGAGUUUAGCAAAGAUAUUGAACUGAUUUAUUGGAAAUGUAAGGAAAAUACUAAUGGGACGGUAAGGGAUUUUUCAGCAAUUUACAAUAAAUACGUAGCAUCGUACAUUCCACAACUGAAACGAAUGAAUCCAAAUUAUUGGGGAGUCAGUAUUGUAACAAUAGACGGGCAGAGAUAUUCAAUAGGAGACGUUAAUAUACCGUUCACAAUCCAAUCUUGCAGCAAACCCUUGUCUUAUGGUAUAGCUUUAGAUCUACUUGGUAACGAUGUCGUUCAUCAGUACGUUGGACAAGAACCCAGCGGUCGAAAUUUCAAUGAACUCAUUUUGGAUCAUAACAAAAAGCCUCAUAAUCCAAUGAUUAAUGCUGGGGCUAUAAUUAUUUGCUCAUUGUUAAAGACAAUGUAUUCCCCAGAAAUGAGUUCAGCUGAGAAAUUUGACUUUACUAUGAAUUUCUUUGAGCGAUUGGCUGGAAGAGAAGAUAUAGGUUUUAACAAUGCAGUAUUUCUGUCUGAACGAGAAUGUGCAGAUAGAAACUAUGCUCUAGGUUUUUACAUGAGGGAGCACAAAUGUUUCCCAGAAAACAGUAAAUUCAGAGAAUGUAUGGACUUUUAUUUUCAGUGUUGUUCUUUGGAAGUUAAUUGUGAUUUAGUUGCAGUAAUGGCUGCCACUUUAGCAAACGGUGGUAUUUGUCCGCUUUCCGAAGAAAAAGUUCUGAAACCAGAAAGUGUAAGGGAUGUGUUGUCGUUAAUGCAUAGUUGUGGCAUGUAUGACUACUCUGGACAAUUUGCUUUUAAGGUUGGAUUACCAGCAAAAUCUGGUGUAAGUGGAGCCAUGUUGGUUGUUGUACCAAAUGUAAUGGGUAUGUGUUUAUACUCUCCAGCUUUAGACUCGCUUGGAAAUAGUUGUAGAGGAGUACAAUUUUGUGAGGAAUUAGUAGAUAAAUUCAAUUUCCAUAGAUACGACAAUUUAAGGCACGCUUCGGACAAAUCCGAUCCAAGGAAGCACAAAUUCGAAACCAAAGGCCUAAAUAUAGUUAAUUUGCUUUUCUCAGCAGCUUCUGGCGAUUUACCUAGUCUAAGAAGACACAAACUAGCUGGCAUGGACAUGACCCAGUCGGACUACGAUGGUCGCACGGCUCUUCACCUGGCUGCAGCUGAAGGGCAUCUGCAUUGCGUUGAAUUUCUUCUAAACUAUUGCCACGUCCCUUACGAUGUUAGAGAUCGUUGGGGCCGGACUCCUUUAGAAGAGGCCAGUGCGUUUGGACAUAUGACUGUUGUAGAGCUGCUUCAGCUUUGGGCCAAAGAGGAAAAUACGAAAUCUAGUCAGAAAACCAACGAAGUUGAUCCAUUAAUACCAGAUUUUUUAAGUAAAGAUGAGAAGUUCUGA